Leptosomus discolor (cuckoo roller) is the source of this 1090-nucleotide messenger RNA. It is a transcript of the gene ASPA, whose product is annotated as aspartoacylase. The record is from RefSeq and is a predicted model, not a curated record. Gene Ontology annotation, molecular function: hydrolase activity, acting on carbon-nitrogen (but not peptide) bonds, in linear amides; hydrolase activity, acting on ester bonds. Gene Ontology annotation, cellular component: cytosol. Lineage: Eukaryota; Metazoa; Chordata; Aves; Leptosomiformes; Leptosomidae.
ACUUUAUUAUUAUUCUCUGUUUUGCUUUCAGCAAUUCUUAGAGCUGCUGAAAAGCAUGACUUCCUCUUCUGUUGUUGAUAAACCUCCGGUAAGACGGGUUGCUAUCUUCGGGGGAACUCAUGGCAAUGAGUUAUCAGGGGUAUUUUUGGUCAAGCACUGGCAAGAGAAUGGAGCUGAGAUUCAAAGACCAGGAAUGGAAGUGAAACCCUUUCUUACCAACCCAAGAGCUGUGAAGAAGUGUACUAGAUACAUUGACUGUGAUCUGAACCGUGUUUUUGACCCUGAUAAUCUUGGCAGGACAGUGGUGGAAGAUAUUCCAUAUGAAGUGAGAAGGGCUCAGGAAAUCAAUCAUAUAUUUGGCCCAAAAGGUAGUGAUGAUGCGUAUGACCUUAUUUUUGACCUUCACAACACCACUUCUAACAUGGGUGGUACCCUUAUUCUUGAAAACUCCAGGGAUGACUUUACAAUUCAAAUGUUUCAUUAUAUCAAGAACGCUCUGGCUCCAGAACGCUGUCCUGUUUUGCUGAUUGAACAUCCUAGCUUGAAAUACGCAACUACUCGAUCUGUAGCAAAACAUCCUGUUGGUGUGGAGGUGGGUCCCCAGCCACAAGGUGUUGUUAGAGCUGAUACUUUGGACAAAAUGAGGAGGAUUAUCAAACAUGGCCUUGAUUUUGUGGAACUUUUUAAUGAAGGAAAGGAAUUUCCACCAUGUACAAUUGAGGUUUUUAAAAUAAUGGAGAAAGUAGAUUAUCCCAGGAAUAAGAAUGAUGAAGUUAUUGCUAUUAUUCACCCUAAACUGCAGGAUCAAGACUGGCAGCCACUGAACGAUGGUGAUCCUCUAUUUUUGACUCUUGAUGGAGAAGUAAUUGCAUAUAAAGGGGACUGUACAGUCUAUCCCACAUUUAUUAACGAAGCUGCAUAUUAUGAAAAGAAGCAAGCUUUUGUAAAAACAGUAAAGAUGAAACUCACUGCAAAACACAUCAGAUCCUCAGUCUUAGAUGAGAACACUUCUUAAAAGCUUAUUAGAGAAUUUCAAUAUAAAAAGUGGAUUUCUUCUCUGUGAAAUUCAGUGUCACUCGGUAGUAAGUCA